CAUCAACCAUGUUCUCCCUGGUGACUGGCUCGCUCUCGCUCAACGUCGGCCUUCGCGCCGUCGCGCCGUCGCGCACCGCGCCGUCGCGCACCGUCGCGCCGUCGAUGAACUACUACGCAGUCUUCCACAACUUCAAGCCGGGCAAGGCGGACGAGUUCUGGGGCGCUAUGGGUGAUGUCGACUUCGCGGCGAUGGCCGAGGCGCAGCACGAGGCGGGCAUAUACAACCACUACUUCAUGCCGAGCGACGUCGAGGGCCCGAUCAUGUGCCUUUGGGAGUGCAAGGACAAGGAGAUGGGCUCGGACGACUUCCAGGCCUUCAUCGACGGCCCCGAGUCGCCCGCCGCGGACCUCAUGAACAAGGUGUACCCGAUUAACGGCAUGGGCGUGACGCCCUCCUCGGCGUGGCCGACGAUGCCCGCCGCGCCGACCAAAUCGUCGGGAUCCUUCUUCUGGGUGAAGCACACCUUCAACCAGGGCGAGGCGCCUGCCUUUUGGGAGAGCAUGGCCACCAUCGACAUGGAGGCCUUUGCGGCGGCCAACAAGGAGAAGGGCUUCGUCAACCACUUGUUUCUGCCCACGACCGACCCGUCGACCGUCUUCUGCGUGUGGGAGUCGAAGGCGCCCAUGACCGUCCCCGAGUUCACCGCCUUCAUCGAUGGACCGGAGGGACCCUCGCCGGGGACCUUCGCCAACGCGGCCUACGCGGUGAUGGAGGGCGGCACCGUGCCAUCGGCGGCCUUCCCGGUCUCGUGGCUCGACGAGACCGUCGCCAAGAUCGAGGAACUCCUCCCGCUCAAGCUCGACGACAUCGUCGCCAAGCUCAAGGAGUUCCAGGCCGCCAAGUAGCCGCCGCGCACGUCUUUGUGUAAAGUGUAUGUGUUCGUGUCCAGCGGGCGAAGACUUGGCCGCAUGCAUGUGCGCCAUGACUUUGUACCAUCUCGGGUGCGCGGAUUGCCCGCCCAGUUCUUUUUGCAGUGCUAGUGUGUGCGCGCGCGCUAGUCCCGUGCCCAGUCGCCAGUGGUUUUUGGUUUGUUUUGAGUUUUGUGGUUGCCUUGAGUCAUGAGUGUCUGGUCACUAGAGUGCCGCUUCUAAUUUUUUUGAGCAUC
Molecule: messenger RNA, 1108 nt
Organism: Emiliania huxleyi CCMP1516
Lineage: Eukaryota; Haptophyta; Isochrysidales; Noelaerhabdaceae
Exons: 1
Coding region: 9-848 (279 amino acids)
Source: RefSeq, a predicted model, not a curated record